CCCAGCUUCACCCACACAAUAGUGCCUUCUUGUACAGUGCGCGUGGAGAAGAAAGCCAUGGCAUCGUCUUUACCCGCAAACUUGAUAAUCUGUGAUCCAUCUUCAUUGAGUGUGCAAGAGCUCGUUAAGAAUCCCCUUCCCUCUCUUCCUCAACGCUACAUUUGUGAAGAUCAUUAUCAGCUCUCUGAAACCCUCACUGAUGCAGCACCAAUACCCAUUCUUGACAUGAACCACUUGCUCUCUGGAGAACACACAGAGAUUGAGCUCCAGAAAUUCCACUCAGCUUGUAAAGACUGGGGUAUCUUUCAGGUUGUGAACCAUGGAAUCAGUGAGGAGGACCUAGAGAAGAUCAGAAACGAGAUUGAAGGAUUUUUCAGGCUGCCACUGCAAGAGAAGAUGAAGUACAAGAUAAGGCCAGGUGAUGUUGAAGGCUAUGGAACUGUAAUUAGAUCACAAGAUCAGAAACAAGAUUGGUGUGAUAGGUUCUAUAUGACCAUCAACCCCCUCCACAAACGAAAACCAUAUCUUUUCCCAGAGCUCCCUUCAUCCCUCAGGUCUGUCUUGGAUUUAUACAUACAAAAGGUGCAGAAUCUAGGAAUGACACUUCUGGGUCUGCUGGAAAAGGCUCUGAAAAUGGAGGAGAGAGAGAUGAGGGAGCUGUUUGAGGAUGGGAUGCAAUCAUUGAGGAUGACAUACUAUCCUCCGUGCCCAAAACCAGAGCAGGUGAUGGGGUUUGGUGCUCAUUCAGAUGCUACAGGAAUCACUAUCCUGAACCAGGUCAAUGGAGUGAGUGGCCUUCAGGUUAAGAAAAAUGGCGUUUGGCUUCCUGUGAACGUCCUCUCUAACGCCCUUGUUGUCAAUGUUGGAGACAUUCUAGAGAUUAUGAGCAAUGGCGUGUACAGAAGUGUGGAACACAGGGCAACAGUGAAUUCAGACAAAGAAAGGAUCUCCAUGGCUUUGUUCUUCCUCGCCAAACUUGAGUCUGAAAUUGGACCUGCAAUGAGUCUGAUAAGCCCAGAAAACCCUCCUUUCUUCAAAAGGGUUGGCAUGGAGAAAUAUAUGAAUGAUUUCUUCUCUAGUAAGCAGCAAGGGAAGUCAUUCUUAGAGCACAUGAGGACCAAAAAAGAACAUCUCACCAGCACUAUAUAAUCAUUUGUUGUUAAUUAGCAUAAGUGUGACUCUGUAUAUCUAUCAUCUUGUAUAUGCUUUUAAGGAGGUUGAUUAGGACUGAAUAAAAGUGGUAUGAGAUAGUGUAUGGAUUAGAUUCCUGCAUGUGUAAUUCAGUAUGCAGGUCUUAUAUGUUGUCACACACACACACACGACAUGUAAAUAAAAUGUAUCGUGUUAUGUAUACUGUAUUGUAUUCCUGAAUAGUUUAAAUAAAUCUGCGUCCAAUUAUUCUUA
This is a messenger RNA of Prosopis cineraria, 1404 nucleotides long. Its product is annotated as codeine O-demethylase-like. The record is from RefSeq and is a predicted model, not a curated record. The coding region runs from base 58 to 1149 and encodes 363 amino acids. The transcript is spliced from 4 exons. Lineage: Eukaryota; Viridiplantae; Streptophyta; Magnoliopsida; Fabales; Fabaceae.